AUGAUAGCUGUUGUAGCCCUGGUCGUCUUUUCUGCGGUUGCUGCCAAACUGGCUCUUCGGACAUAUCGCAUACACAUGCAUCCUUUGAAAUCUUUCAAGGGCCGUCCGGAGGCAUGUGUAUCGGAGAACUGGCUUUACAAGGUUACGAAGGACGGUACUGCCGAACAGACGUUCGAAUCUCUUCACCAAAAGUUCAACACAAAGGCGCUCCGAAUUGGACCGAAUGAGCUUCAUAUCACUGAUAUUGAGCUUUACAAAGUGAUCUAUAAUCAGUCUAAGCCAUUUCUCAAGCAUGCUCCGUUUUAUAAUGGAUUCAAUACACCCCAUACUGUUUUCGCUGAACUCGACCCUCGUUUGCAUAAGGAGCGCCGUCGCAUGCUGAACCCUUUGUUCUCAAAAGUUGGAGUUUACAGGUUAGAACCGCUCAUUCAAGAGAAGAUAUACCUUCUGUCGUCCAAAAUCAGUCGACUGUGUGGUUCCAAGGAGAUUGAUGUUCACAACGCAGUUCGUCUCCUGACGACAGAUAUCAUCACGGAGUUCGCCUUCGCCAAAUCGGCUAACCUCAUCGAGGAGAAGAGUAAUGACCUGGAUUCAUGGUUCCUUGACGCUUUCGAUGUUGCCUCCCAAAGUGUGGUGGAUUUACAGUAUAAUGCGCUGCUCCGCCAACUCGUGAAAGUACUUCCGAUUAGUGCUGUCGAGUUUUUGAGUCCCAAACUUGGCUCUAUCCUUAACCUUCAGAAGUACGCAGAAAGUUGCAUGCGACACUGGCAGAAGUCCUCAGGGGGCUCCAAGUAUCCUGUUAUUUUCGAUAGCCUGCAGUCAAUCUCAGACGAUGCUAAGGUUUCUGAGGCCAUGGACAUUCUCAUCGCCGGUGCCGAUACCACGGCUUCAACGCUUACAACUGGAUUCUAUCACAUCCUUUCCAAUCCAAAGAUCAAAGAGCGUCUGGUGCAGGCAAUCGACGAGGCGAUGCCAGAAGCGGGGAAGUUUAUCCCUCUCCAAUCCCUGGAGAAGGUGGAAUACUUGACGGCAUGUGUCAAGGAAUCAAUCAGGGUUGGCAUGGCGGUACCUGGUCGUCUACCCCGUGUUGUUCCCGCUGGGGACCCAUUCAUUGUUGAGGGGAAAGUUGUGCCACCGGGUACUAUCGUUAGCAUGUCAGCGUACACCAUGCACAAUUCCGUGGAUGCCUGGGGGCCCGACGCCCGCCAGUUCAACCCUGACCGUUGGAUCGGGCCCGCAUCCAAAGGGUUGGAGCAAUGGUUAAGCACAUUUUCAAAGGGUGCACGUAUGUGUCUAGGACAAAAUGUUGCACCAGCAGAGAUAACACUCACAUUUGCCUACAUUUUCCGCAAUUAUGAGCUGAGCCUUCGUAAGGGUCAUGGCGCGCCCAAGGCUCUUGAUCGCUUUACCCUACAGUACGAAAAGCCUGGCUUGCCUGUGGUGUUCAGACCUCGCCAAUAA
Aspergillus lentulus is the source of this 1461-nucleotide messenger RNA. NCBI's taxonomy places the organism in Eukaryota, Fungi, Ascomycota, Eurotiomycetes, Eurotiales, Aspergillaceae. The record is from RefSeq and is a predicted model, not a curated record.